Molecule: messenger RNA, 4608 nt
Organism: Chlamydomonas reinhardtii
Lineage: Eukaryota; Viridiplantae; Chlorophyta; Chlorophyceae; Chlamydomonadales; Chlamydomonadaceae
Exons: 16
Coding region: 234-3884 (1216 amino acids)
Source: RefSeq, a predicted model, not a curated record
UUGUAGAUUCAACACUCUGCUCUCUCUUACUCUCUCUCUAAAGCCACUCAAGGGCGCGACGCUCGAGUCGUCUGCGUCGAGGACGAGUAUACCGUAUUAUAUUCCCGACUGGCCAGAAUUUGCUAGUGCCGCUUGCCGUCCCGCGCAAAUGAGCAUUCCGUACCAUUUUAAAAUACCAGCAAGAGUACUAUUGCACUAGGAGACCGUCAAUCCCUGGCCGCAUCGCUUGAAGGAUGGUUGCCGGGCAAAGCAACGGCCCGGCGGCCGGGCAUCACAUCUCUAUUAUCCGGUUGAAGCAUGCACUGGCGGAAGUUGAAGCCAGGGUGCGGGCCGUGGACUUCAAGGUGGACUUCACGGUGGUGCCCGACUGGCAGCGGCGCGCGACGCGGCUUAGCAUCGCCGUGUGCUUCUUUGGCAUGCUUGGUCAUAGUAUCCCCUUCCCUCCGGAGCACGCGGCGCUCGCGACCAGCUUCAGGCAGAGCUGCAACUGGGCGGCUAUUACCUCCAUUGUGGUGACAGCGCCGCUGAUCGGCAAGGUGGCUCAGGUGGCGUUCGACCGGUUGUUGGGCACGGCAGUGGGCGGCUUCUUAGGCUUCUUGUGCUACCAGAUCGGCUGGGCUUUGUUCGAACAGGCGAUGGCUGGGGCCUUCAUCUCGUUCGGAGCCGCGGUCACCAUCUGGGCCACUACCUUUCUGGCCUUCAAGCGUUCGCUGGACCAGCUGGCGCGUUUCAUGCAGUUGACGUACUGCAUUGUGGCUUUUGGUGCCAAGCCGGAUAAAGGCGCCCUCCAGCUGGCGCUGCUGCGUGUGGGCGGCAUCUUCGCGGGCGGGCUGUUCAGUGUGCUGCUGGCGGUGCUGGUGCUGCCCCGCAGCGCCUCCAUCGAGAGCCUGCGCGAGAUGAAGAAGGCUCUCAAGUCGCUGCACGACCUCAACAGAGAGGUGUGGGCGUUGAGCGGCGUCACAGGCCCCGGCGCAAGCGUUAAGCGUGCGCACCGAAAGCACUACCGGCACGGCUACGCUGGGGUUCAGGAGCGAAUGGAGGCGGCUGCGGCCAACGCACACACCAGUGGCGCCGCCAACGGGCUCAAGUCCAGCACCAGUGACUCGGCGCUGCUGGCGUCAACGGCAAACGGCGGCGGCAAGAGCUUGUCGCGGCACAGCGCGAGCGCGCAGUUCGACAUGAGCUCUGACUACCUGGACCUGCUGGUGCAGCGGGACGAGGAGAUGGAGUCGCGGGAAGCUCUUGUCGAGAAGCUGUUUACCACUGUGUAUACCACGCUUGCCAAGGUGGAUGAGAGCCUAGCGCAGGUGAAGGGCGAGAUCUACGUCUGGCACUUCUACGGGCGGUACUUCUUCCUGCCGGGCGUGCACUGGUUCCCGGUGAAGGGCCGCUGGACAGUGCCCAAGAAGGACCUGGAGGACAUGGCCACGUGCGUGCGGCGGCUGGCGCGCAUGCUGUGGACGCUGCUGCUGGAUUUUGAGGAGGGCUUUGACGCGGAGAUGGAGAGCGUGCUGCAGACCUACUACCCCAAGCAGCUGCUGUCGGAGCUGGCGGAGUACCAGAGCCGCGCCAUCGCCGACCUGCUGCAGGCGUUCCCCAACAGCACCCACAUCGAGGUGGACAACUUGCUCACGCUGGGGCAGGUCACCGACUGCCUCAUGCAGAUCAGCGACGCGCGGGCGCGGCAGACGGUGUUCCAGGUCAAGCGGACGCGCAGGACCCUAUCGAACGCCAUGCCCUCCCUCCCGCCGUCCGGCGCCAACCGCACGGGCGGUGUCUUUGUCGGCGGGAGUGGUGUCGCUGGUGGAAGCGGCAGCAUUGGCGGCGGAGCGCUUGGAGCCGGCGCUGGCGCCAGAUCGGCACGCCGUAGCGUGCAGGGCGAGGGCAGCCUGACUGACGGCAGCAGUAAGGCCACAGGCAGUGGCAACAUCCGUGCGGGCGGCAUCGGCAUGCUGUCUGCCGCGGGCAGCGGCAACGGAAAGGCAACGGUCGGCAUAGCGAGCGUGGUGGCUGCAGCUGCGGUGGCGCGGCGAAUCUCGCAGGGCUCACAGGGUCCGGCGGCGUCGCCGGAACAGGACAUGCAGCUGGAGAAGAUGCCCCUGCUGGCGCAGCAGCCCACCUCUACGUCGCCGGCCGCAGUCCCCGCAGGCAUGUCCUCGCCAAUCCCUGUGCCGCCAUCAGCCGCGCGCAGGACGACGUCCGGCAGCAGCAGUGGUGCCGCAACGAGUGCCUUGGGCACGGCUCCCAGCGGCAAGAGCGCAUCGGCUAGCCAGCUGCCUGGCGGCAGCGCAAGCACGAGUGUUGGGGCCGGCGGGGGCAUGUUCAUAUCACGGCUGCUGUCGGGCACGCCCGGGGCGCAUGUGACGCUGCACCUGCCGCCUCGGCGCUUCGUGCAGGAGCAGCAGCACCAGCUCUUGCUCCAGCAGCAACAGCAGCAGCAGCAGCACCCCGAUGAGCAAGAGGAGGAGGAUGAGCGGGCGCAGCUGUUGUCAGGGGCGCCGCGCUCAGAGUCUGCCGCUGCUGGUUCUGGGGCUGACGCAAACUGGACGGCAGCCGCGCCUGCAAGUGCAAGUGCAACGGCAGCAAUGGUGGCGGCCCCAGCGCCUGCACUCGUUGACCGGAGUGACUCGUUCGACAUUUUUGGUGGCGCCGAUUUCAGCUUUGCCCCGUUGCAGCAGCCGGCUUUGGCUGAUACAGCCUCGGCACAGCUCCAGUCGCCGGCAGCUCGCAAUGGGUCGGGUCAGUCGGCGGCUACGUACAGUGUCACAGAGAACACAGAGUCUGCGCAGCCCGGCGCUCUGGCGCAGCUGCCCACGCUUGCGCCGGGUAUCUUUCCUGACUUGGCGCCAGCGGGUGCGCUGGAACCACGCGCCUCCGCGCAGGUGGGGCAGGGCUUGCCACAGCCACCACGCGCCCCGCUGCCGCCUGCUCCGUCCCCGCCGCCGCCGUUGGGCGAAGAGCAGUCGGGCAGUGUCAGUAGCGUCGCACCGGGGUCAGAUACGGCAUCUGGAGGGCUGCCGCCACGGCCGCCGGCGCAGCGGACGCCGUCCAACAGUGGCGGUCCUCCAGCGGCGGCAGCCAGCGGCGCUGCAACCAUCAGCGCGCCUCGCUCGUUGCCCACCAUUCAGUCCGGUAGUGACCUAACCGCACUGGACGCAGCAUUAACGUCCACCGGCGCGGAUGCCGGCGGCACCGGUACGAGCGACGUCGGCUCGCCCUUCGCGGUGAUGUCGCGAUUCGCACGCUUCAGCGCCACUGGUCAGGACCCCAGCCAGUCGGUGUUUUCAAGGCCGUCCACUGAUUCCAACUAUUCGCAGCGCCGGAGCGUGAAUGAGUCCAUGGGCGCGGGCAUGGGCACGGCUGCAGGCGUGGGCGUGGGCGGGAGUGCACUUGCCGGAGGUACCCCAGCGGCAGCUCAGUCAGUGCCGCCGGCAGCUGGGGCAGCGCCAGCCACUGGCUUCACAUCCAGCGUCUUCGUCACCUCAGCCGCCGCCACGGCCACGGCAGCCACCAUCGCCUCUGGCGGCGUUGCCGCCCCCGCCGCCGCUUCAGGUACCGCCGCUGCAGUCGAUCCAGCUGCAGCCCUAGGCAGCGGCGGUGCUGCAGCCGCUGCUGCUGCCGCCGCCACCGCAGGCGCAGGAUUCCUGGGUCAGGAGUUUACGGAGGAGAUGCUGGCCAACCUCACGCGGGGGAUGAGCGGGCUGGAGGCGAGUACCCUUGUGGUGGAGCCGGUGACCUUCCCGCCCACAGAGGAAGGCUACUUGUCGCAGGUGCGCUGGAACACGUUCCAGUUUAUCAUGGACGAGAUCCUGGAGGAGCUGGAGGAGGCCUUCUACGCCUGCUCCUUGGUGCUGCGGAAGCUGCCCUACCCCAUCGGCAAGUAAGAAGCACACGAGCGCAUACGAGUGCGAUUUGCCGACUUCGACAUGAAGUGAGUGCUUCUGAGGAGGGCACGCUGACGGCAAUCAGAGUGUGGUACAUACUUCGGCAUACGGACGUACAGGGGCUUAGGACAAAGCUGACAAAACCAUCAUAUGCAUGUGAGCGCGUGCACAACACAAGCAGUGAACAUUUGCUAUGGGCCUAUGGCUGUAGGCUAGGGCGGCGCGUGGACUGCAUGUGCAAGCGCAGGUCGUGAUACAGGCUCCGUGCUUCGAAGUACUGUAGUGUGUGAACUUGCGUAAUGAGGUUGAUUGGUGCGUGGAGAUGGGGAAGGGAAGUUAGGGUGGUACCGUGGUAGCACGAGGGGUUGGAAGCAAUGCUGCCUCGGAAGGCUGCGGCCACGAGGGAGCUGCAGGCCAGGGCUGCAGGCAAUGCACGGUAGUGUGCAAGCGCGUGCCCUUCCGUGAUCGUGUUGGCACCUGGACUGGACGCGCAUUCCGUCAUUCCGUGGAGGGUUGCUUCGUGGGCAAGGCUGGUGGUGUGUGCCACGCUACAGACAGCUGCCGUGGUGGUGUCGACGAGUGUGGUGGUGCUCGUGGCUGUUGGCAAUUGCAACAGUGUGCGAAACAAGAAGCAGGCCACGUAAAUCAAGGUGUCCGAAUCCGCGGGCACCGUAUGCCUUCCAGCGCAGGUGCUCGCCUUUCAUGAGCAGACUCCACGAAUUGA